GCGCUGUCAGGCGGUGCCGCGGCCCCCGCCCCUCACUCCGCCUCUCGCUCCCUCGGCCAUUCCCACCCCGCCGCCUCCCGACGCGCUCCCGGCGCCCGCUGGAGCGGCCCUGGGAGCCGCCGAGGGGCUGCUCGAGCUCAAUGACAUCCAGAAAGAAGUUGCAGGGUCUCGUAGCUGCUACAAUUACUCCCAUGACUCCUGAUGGACAAAUUAACCUUCCGGUGAUUCGUCAGUACGUGGAUUAUCUGGUAAACGAGCAGACUGUGAAGAAUGUUUUUGUGAAUGGCACGACAGGAGAAGGCCUGUCCCUCAGCAUCCAGGAGAGGAAGCAGCUGGCAGAAGAAUGGGUGUGCCAAGGAAAAGACAAAUUGGAUCACGUGAUCAUUCAUGUGGGAGCACUGAGCCUGCCGGAGUCCCAAGAGCUGGCAAGACACGCAGCAGCCAUAGGUGCUGGUGGCAUUGCUGUCAUAGCGCCCUUCUUCUUCAAACCCACAAACAAAGAUGAGCUGGUCUCUCUCUUGCAGAAGGUCACGUCUGAGGCCCCUGAUGUUCCAUUUUAUUACUAUCAUAUUCCUCCUCUGACGGGUGUGAAGAUUCGUGUGGAAGAGUUGCUGGAGGGAAUAAAAGAACGGAUCCCCACCUUCCAGGGUGUGAAGUUCAGCGACACGGACCUCCUGGACCUUGCACAGUGUAUACACAAGAAUGAAGCACAGCAGCUUGAAUUUCUUUAUGGGGUGGAUGAGCAACUGUUGGGUGCACUGGCAGUAGGGGCAAAUGGAGCAGUUGGCAGCACAUAUAACUAUUUGGGCCGACAAACCAAUCUGAUGUUGGAAGCCUUUGCAAAGCCAGACCUUGCCUUGGCACGGAAGUAUCAGUUUCUCACUGGGGAGUUUCUCAACUUUGUCAUCAAACUGGGUUUUGGUGUUGCACAGACUAAAGCUGUGAUGACUUUUGUUUCUGGCAUUCCCAUGGGACCUCCACGGCUUCCACUCCUUGGUGCCUCUGAGGAGUUCAUUGCCAAGGCCAAAGCCAAGCUGGACAGCAUUGUGUGGCCUGAUGGUGACUGAGCACACAGAAUCUGGGAAUCACUGAGGUUGGAAAACCUCUAAAAUCGAGUCCAACCAUUAACCUGACACUCCUGGGUCCAACCCUGAGCCACAUCCCCAAGUGCCACAUCUACGAUGCUGUUCACUUCCACUCGGAUCUGGAGGUUCCUUUGCUGGGAUUCUCUGCCACGUGGCACAUUCCCCACAUGCUGGGCUGGGAUUUCUUUCAGGGAAUUGGCAAAGUGCCCAAGUGCUUUCCUGCUGGGGCUGGCUUUGCUGGGGCACACGUGGCCCAACACUUUACACUGCUUCUCUGGAGCUCUGCACAUUCCAGGUCUAGGUGGUACCUUUUAAUAAAAAAAAUAGCAAAUUUUCCCCAGUUGGAGGGGCUGACUCCUUUUGCCUAGAAAGGAGGAAGAUCUGGCUCCACCCUCCCUCCAGCUGGAUGAUGUUUUGUCUUCUCCAUGAGCACUACACUGUGUUUAAACAACAGUAUGGCACCAUCAGAUUGCUCAGACUGGUAUCUGUUUGUCAGAGUUACUGGGAUACUGUCUGUGCAUGUAAAAUCCUGCUUUUGUCUGAUCUCUUUGUGUUCAUACACCUUAAUGCAAAAUUAAAAAAAAAAAACCCUUUUGCAAUAGCAAGCUUUGGCUUUCUAAUAA
Molecule: messenger RNA, 1708 nt
Organism: Neopelma chrysocephalum (saffron-crested tyrant-manakin)
Lineage: Eukaryota; Metazoa; Chordata; Aves; Passeriformes; Pipridae
Gene: NPL
Product: N-acetylneuraminate pyruvate lyase
Exons: 12
Coding region: 141-1067 (308 amino acids)
Biological process (GO): N-acetylneuraminate catabolic process
Molecular function (GO): N-acetylneuraminate lyase activity; 4-hydroxy-tetrahydrodipicolinate synthase activity
Source: RefSeq, a predicted model, not a curated record